GUUUAUUUUAGGCGAACUAGAAAACGAAACAAAUUCCACUUCUGAGCCGUCCCUCCUCUUCGCCGUGCGGCCCGGCACUAUGGCCACCGCCGUUUGGCCAUAGGGUUCUCGUCGCCCGCGACAGCGAUGUCGGCGCCGCCGGUGCGGACGCUCGCUGACCUCGAUGGCGACGUGCUGGCCCACUGCGCCGGCUACCUCGGUGCCCGCGACGUCGCCAGCCUCGCCAUGGCCUGCCGGCCCCUGCGCGCCGCCGCCUACGGCGACGCCGUCUGGUACCGCCUCUUCAGGGAUCAAUGGCCAUUUGAGGAAGUGCCAUGUGGAGCUUUGGGGCUCAGAGAACUAUACAAACGUAGGCACACUGAAGUAUGUCAAAUGAAAUUUGAUGAUCCCUUAUCAGCUAUUUAUCACUUAAAUCCUGCGGAAGCUACACCCAGCCAUCUAAUGCUGGAUAGGAACUCCAUCUGGGUGUGUCAAGGUCUAGUAGCCAAAAAACUCAGUGUAGAUUGGCCAGACGCUGAAGUGGUGGAGACCCACAGAAAUCAUGGUGCAAGGAUCACUUGUAUGAGGUUAUUUUCACUGAGUGAUACUCCACUGUUUCGAAAUGAUACACAAAAAAAUGAAAAGGCAUUAGUCACUUCAAGCACAGAUAGAACAAUCCGUCUCUGUUGGAAGAGCCACUCUCGCUGUUACAAGGGCCAUUUGGCACCUGUCACUGCUCUGGCUGAUAAAUUGCUUGUGGACGGUGAAUCUAAAGUACUUGCAAGUGGAGGGGAGGACUGCACUGUUCGCCUAUGGUCUAUGAGUACGAGGGCAAAAAAUCGCCCUCUAAUAGCAACAUUUCAUGGCCAUGAAAAGGCACUGUCAUUUUUAUCCGUUGCUCGGCAUAAGUCCUCCCUGUUGGUGAGCAGUUCCAAAGAUUCAAAGGUUAAAGUUUGGGACACAGUGGCUCCUUCCAGUGGUUCAUCAUCAUGUGUAGGCAGUACUCACAUCAACUCAAGCGGCCCACCAAUUGCAAUGAAGUGCCAUGAAUCCCUUUGCUACAUGGCCACUGGAUCUGAAGUGACAGCGAUUGACUUGCGGACAAUGAAGAAGGCUUCGGUUCUUGCACUCGAUGACCACAGAAUACUUUCUUGUGAGAUGCUGCCAUCUGAAUGGUUAAUAUGUACCGGCACGAAAGACAAGGCUCUUCUGUGGGACAUCCGUAAGGCUCAAGAACUCCCAAACACAGUGACGGAAAUGCAAUCUGACGGCCCAGUGACGUUGCUUCAUUUGGACCCGUACAAGGUGGUGACGGGAGUGGCAUCACACGGCCAGGUCCAUGUCUGGGAAACGCAAACAGGCGAACUGUUGAACACAUUAAGCUGUGGCGAGCCUGCAAGGUCCGGGGGGAGAAUCACAGUGUCAUCCAUGGCUGUGGACGGGUGCAGGAUGGUCAUGGCGGGCAGCUCUCCGGAAGGCAGCGUGUUGCAUUACCGGGACUUUCUGAGGUCUUCCGCCCCCGCACCUUCAGCUGGCGAGGAGGCUUCCAGGUUCUGGAGGCCCCGUCAAUUCGGUGAAAACGACGAUGAUAGCGAGGACGAAGGCUAUUAUUAAUUUAGUUAAGCUGCAUCUCGCAGGAGCUUUCAGUUUUGCUACCAGCAGUUGUAAAGAGCAAAGACAGGAGAGAAAUAUUUGUAAAGGAGCGUGAUUCUUCAAGUUUUUUUUUUUCGAGAAUA
Molecule: messenger RNA, 1715 nt
Organism: Panicum virgatum (switchgrass)
Lineage: Eukaryota; Viridiplantae; Streptophyta; Magnoliopsida; Poales; Poaceae
Product: nuclear distribution protein nudF-like
Exons: 8
Coding region: 127-1593 (488 amino acids)
Molecular function (GO): protein binding
Source: RefSeq, a predicted model, not a curated record